CUGGAAAACGGCCGUGCCCAGCAGAGUGUACUCGAACGGCGACCUGCGUGCGAUUCUAGCCCGACAUAUUCCAUUGAGUUGAGAUCCUCAGCACAUCGCGUGUGUGUAAGUUGUCCUCGCGAGUGUUGCGCGUCAACGUCACCGAAGAUACGAAACGUUGCGAUGUCGGCCAAGACGAUAUUCUAUGCGUUUGCCGUCGUAGCACUGGCUGCGGUCUGGUCGGCCCAGGCUCUUCCGCUGACCGUCGACGAUGUCACAUCGCCAGCUAAUGCGAAGGAAAAUUUGGAAAUUGACACCUCGUCGGAGGAGGUAGUUCAGAAGCAGGAGUCUGAACAACAACAAAUGAAGGGAACGGACACUUCGGUUCUACAAACGGACGUGACCGAAUCAUCUCCGGAUGUGCAGCAGUCCAGUCAAGCGGAAGAAGUGACGGUUGGAUCAGAAAUUCCAGUGGUCGGAACCGACUCGGUCUUACCGGAAGUCUCAAACAAGAAGUCUGAAUCCGACGUUCCCACAACGGCCAUCUACGUUGAACAAACGGACAGCGUAGCCGGAACAAACUCGCCCAACUCCGACGCCAAACCUAACCCCUCUGUUCCCGUCCAAGGCCAAAAGCCCAAACCAUACUACACAGGCGAGGUGCAAACAGUGAAAGUAGGACCCAAUAUGCCGUUCUUUUUGGAAUUUUUCCAGCCUUUCCAGUCUUUCCAGCCUUUCCAGCCGUUCCAGCCUUUCAUGUCCAAACACCCGGAACAACCGUUUAGACACCAACCGAUACCGUUCGGCGCCCCCUUCGAUCCAUUCGCAAAUCCCAUGAACGCCCAACCUUUCAACCAGAUGGUUGAAGCGUACACCAACGAGUUCAGAACGCCCGGAAUCGUAAUAUUAAAACCGAAAAGAAACGUCCGAGUUAAUACAACUGCAAUGCCACCCAUUCCGUUGCUAAUGAACAUCAUGCUUAACGCUUUUCGGCAUCACGAGCCGUCAGGCAUGUUGGAAUCUUUCGACAAAAUGGGCUUGCCACCAUUGGAAAGUGUGGGUGUUGCGCAAGAAGGCUCAAACAAGCCCGUGAGGAAGACUACUUCCAAGACCGAGAUCAUUGACGGACACAGAGUACAAAUAAACGAAACCACGGUUAGCGACGGAGACGAAAAUCACAAGAGUUUCUACCAUUUUAAAGAGAUUCAAGUGCUGCCCGAAGAGAUGAACAAAAAAAUGUCAAACGAAAAACUGAUAUCAAUAUCCAACGACGAUUCAGAGACGCAAAAAGUGGAGACGAACGAAAUCAAACCCGUCCCGUCCGUUACAAUGCAGAAUUUCGACGACCGGAAGAACUUUGUAAAAAAGACACCCGCCGGUCCUCUAGACGAUCACUUCCAGACUGCCGCGGCCAGUUACUACGCUCCUUACGCUCCGCUGUACGGAUCGCGUCAACAACCGGCCGGCCUUUUGCAGCAGAAGCAGUACCACGGAUCAUAUCACACGCCGAACCAGGGCUUUUACCCGGCACCAAACCAAGGUUAUUAUCCGCCACCGAACCAAGGUUAUUACCCGGCACCGAACCAAGGUUAUUACCCGGUACCUAACCAAGGCUUUUACCCGGCACCGAACCAAGUGCCGUAUCCGCCCCAGAAUCACGGAUCUCGUCCGUCUCAACCGCCAAUCAGCUUGCACGGUGACACUUUGGUCAACGAGCUGGUCGCGGCCCAACAGCAAUCUUCGGGCGGUACAGUGUUACCGCCCGACGUGGAAUUUGUAGACGUGAAUGGCAAACCACAACCCAGUGGCCAGUAUCAUCAAUACAACAGCCACAACAGCCACAACAACAACAACAUCAUCAUCAACGACAAGGGUAAUCGUGGUCAUGAAAAGUUGGCCGGUCGUAAGUACUGACGGCGUCCAAUCGAAACCCUAACGAAUUAUGUAUACUAAUAGUUUAUGUAGUCAACAGUCGUCUCUGCGGCAGGUAAAUACCAGGCCAGCUGUAUCGAACCGUUUUAUUGCUAAUAUAUGAAAUAUUUUAAUCGGUACCUUUAUAUCAUAAGUGUAACAUAAUGUGUAUAGACGUCCGCGUCAAGUGUAUUCCGUAUCCGAAGUCAUUGUCAUUAUCCUGUCGUUUAAUAUCUAUUUAUUAAGAAUAUUGUUUUUGAUUUUUUGUAUAUAUAUAAAUAUAAUAUCCUUUAUUAUAAGUACUUACUUAAUAUAUUAUAAUGUUACUGUUUUUACGUGUCCACCUGCUAAAGAGACUACUCUCCGUCGAGCGUCGUUGAGGUCGCUCCUCUCUCUCUCUCUCUCUCUCUCUCUCUCUCAUUUAUAAUAUCUGUGUACUGGCGGCUUAUUAUUCCAACGCAUAAAUAAUAUUUAAUAAAUAAUCGCAUCGCCCUUGCCCUCGCAAUACUCACAUUUAAUUCAUGAAUACAUUAUUUUCACG
This is a messenger RNA of Myzus persicae (green peach aphid), 2431 nucleotides long. RefSeq lists its product as uncharacterized. The transcript has 6 exons. NCBI's taxonomy places the organism in Eukaryota, Metazoa, Arthropoda, Insecta, Hemiptera, Aphididae. The record is from RefSeq and is a predicted model, not a curated record. Bases 163 to 1893 code for a protein of 576 amino acids.